Messenger RNA from Leptidea sinapis, 1430 nucleotides. RefSeq names its product cytochrome b5-like. The record is from RefSeq and is a predicted model, not a curated record. Gene Ontology annotation, cellular component: intracellular membrane-bounded organelle; membrane. Gene Ontology annotation, molecular function: heme binding. NCBI's taxonomy places the organism in Eukaryota, Metazoa, Arthropoda, Insecta, Lepidoptera, Pieridae. The transcript has 4 exons. The coding region runs from base 467 to 826 and encodes 119 amino acids.
CCACAGAACACGAAUCACGAUUCACGAUCAGUUGAAUGUUGAUUACUGCGGUUGAACUUAGGACUUCAAUUUUCAUCAACAAAAUAUGUGCUACAAACUUUUCUCCAAAGUUCUAAAGUUUGUUUGUAGGUACUUUGCUAAUGAAAACGACUUUUUAAGUUUUUAACAUUGGUUAUUGACUUUGCACAUUUGACAGUGCGUCUAGUAUCUAAACGUAACAUUUCUCAAUUCUCAUUAUUAUGAAGGAAUGAUAAAAAUAUAAGAAUCAUGAAUGACGAAUCACAUGAUUUAGAAGUUUACUACUCAUGCUUACAAAUACAAUAAAAAAUUGAUCACACUUCUGACUUCACUGAAGUUGAUUGAACUGGUUCAGACUUCAGUAAUUUUUAGAUUUUCAGCAAAAGAACACGUUCACAGAGUGACAGAAAACUUUACACGUUAAUCGGCAAUCGCGCCUUCGGAUAAAAUGGAUAGAAUAAUAACCUUAAAUGAAGUUGCAAAACAUAAAAACCAAAGUAGUGUGUGGAUUAUUAUACACGACAGCGUUUAUGAUGUUACAUCAUAUUUAGAAGAGCACCCUGGUGGUUCAGAUGUACUAUUGGAAGUAGCUGGUAAAGAUGGAACUCAAGGUUUUGAAGAUAUAGCACAUAGUGAUGAUGCAAGAGAAUUGCUGAAAAAAUACAAAGUUGGAGUCAUAGAUCCUACUGAAAUACCCACAACCGAGAAACCCAGCAUAAUAGAAUGUUCAAAACUCAAAUGGGCAGUAAUAGCAUUAGCCGGUGCAGUUGUUAUAGGUUUCGCAAUGCACAGAUAUUUGUCUAAAUAGAAGAUGUAAGAAGAAACAUGGGUCCAUUGAAGAUGAAUGCUAACCCAAAAGAGAAGCUAAAUAAUAGAACUCAAACAAAACAAGCGCUUAAAAAUAAUAGGGUCUUACUUCACAUAUGCAUUUUACAAAGUUGGCUAAGUCAAAAUAAACAAUAAUAGCAAUAAAAUGUACUUUUACAAGCACACAACAUAUUUUGUUGUCUAUUUAUAAUUAUAGAACUGUAUCUUGUUUGCAUAUUGUAUAGAUUCUUAAAACUGCUUUUACCCUAUUAUGGGUACUUCCCAGGGUAUAAGUCUGAGUCCUGUGAUAUAAUAGUAUGUUAUAGCUAAUUAUAAAUUAAAUCAAGUUCGAUUUAGCUAUUGUAUAAUGUAGCAGGGCCAUGAUGUUUCAGUACAAAAUUGGAAUGUAAAAUUAUAUUACCGUACGUAAUCGAUACAGAAAUAGGCUCUCGUGUAUUUAUGUCUAAGCUAUUAUUCUCACAGGUUUGCUAAACAUUUCCAAUAGAUAGAUGCCUCAAUAUCUACCUGAUUCGUUGUGAUAUUUUGCAAUAAUAGUUAUGUACGAAUAUUUAUAAAUUUAUUUAUAAUAAACAAAGUAUAACAUG